AUGUUGCACAAAUUACACAUACUGUACCACACCUAUCUUGUUCUUUAUUUGUGCAAACACCAUUUUUUGCUCUUUCCCCCUGCAGUCUUGAGGCGCCCGGCCCCUGAGGACACAGUCACAGACAGCUUUGGGAAGUUCAUCAGUGAAGUAAAGCCCCAGCACUUGUCCUCUGUGGUGCUCCACCGCAGUAAAAGGAUGGUGCUGGACAGCAUUGGAGUUGGUGUGAUUGGCAGCACAACAGACGUGUUUGAGCUGGCUCUGCAGCACUGCCAGCACAUGUAUGCUCCUGAUGACAUCAGCUCUGUGUACGGACGCAGGGGCACCAGGCUCUCCCCGACACUGGCAGCUUUCGUCAAUGGAGUGGCUACUCACUCCAUGGACUUUGAUGAUACAUGGCACCCUGCCACUCAUCCCUCAGGAGCAGUCCUUCCUGCUGUGUUAGCACUCAGUGACAUGAUGUCUGCUAACAGCAAACCCAGUGGCCUGGACUUCCUGCUGGCGUUCAACAUCGGCAUUGAGAUCCAGGGCAGAUUGAUGAGGUUCUCUAAUGAGGCCCACAACAUCCCCAAGAGGUUUCACCCUCCCAGUGUGGUGGGGACCAUGGGAAGUGCAGCCGCCUGUGCUCGCCUCUUGUCUUUGGAUCCCUCCCAGUGCAGUCAUGCCUUGGCUAUAGCUACUUCUCUAUCUGGAGCCCCAAUGGCUAAUGCUGCCACUCAGUCUAAACCACUCCACAUCGGUAAUGCCUCACGUUUGGGGCUGGAGGCUGCUCUGCUAGCAUCCAGAGGCCUAGAGGCGAGUUCUCUGGUCCUGGAUGCUGUCACUGGUGUGGCUGGUUUCAAUGCUUUUUAUGAAGACUAUGUACCGCAGCCUUUAGAAUUAUCCAAUGAUGACGGCCAUAUGUUCCUACUAGAGGAGCAGGACAUGGCCUUCAAGCGCUUCCCUGCCCAUCUAGGGAUGCACUGGGUAGCAGAUGCUGCAGCCUCGGUCCAUAAGAUUCUUGUGGGAUUUGGCCCUGGCACUGUCUGCCCAGCUCAAGUCCAAGACAUCCUGCUCAGGGUCCCCAAAUCAAAGUACAUCAACAGGCCUUUCCCUGACUCUGAGCAUGAGGCACGCCACUCUUUCCAGUUCAAUGCUUGCAGCGCUCUCCUGGAUGGGGAGGUGACUGUGCAGUCUUUCACACCCGCUGCCUUAAGACGCCCUGACCUACUCGCUCUGCUGAGCCGUGUUCGCAUGGAGCAUCCCCAAGACAACCCAGCUAAUUUUAACAGUAUGUAUGGUGAAGUCCAGGUGACACUUGUUGGGGGAGACAUUCUGAAGGGACACUGUGACACCUUCUACGGUCACUGGCGCAACCCGCUAACCAAUGAGAGCCUGAGGAAGAAGUUCAGAAACAACGCGGGGGCCGUGCUUCCCUCAGAGAAGGUUGAGAGGCUGAUUGAUGUGGUGGAGGAGCUGGACAGACUUGGGGACUGCAGGGCCCUUCUCUCACAGCUGCAAUGAGAACUCAGACAUACACAAUGAGAGCAGCACAGAAAUCCUUGCACAUAAAUACAUUAUAUACCAAAAAAGUUACAGUAAAAUGUAUUUAAAAUGACACAUUUGUCCAAAUCAAUGCUAAGGAAUAUGACAUGUUUACCUAUUGCACUUGGAAAUGGGGAAAAGCAGCUAUAGGCCACUACACUGUGCACUGCAAUUAUGUUUCCAUAUGCUUGUCUCUUUUACCAGUACUGAUGAAUACUGAAAUAUCUGUUGAGACAUGUCAGCAUACAACAUAUUUAUACAUACAUAUACAUCAACAUAUUUUUCUGAUUUACAUUGUGCCUAAUUAUUUCAUUAUAUUACUCCAAUUUUUUAAAUUAAGAAAUCAAUAUGAGUUGUAAAAUGUGAUCUAGUUACAUUGCUAAGUGAAAUUAAGAAAGAUUUAUGUACUUUCUAAUGUAUUUAUUAGGUUUAUUAUGUAUUCAUACUUUAAGAUAGCAACAUUUUACAAAUAUUAGAUGUUUGCAAAAUGCUGUACUUAAUACUGUGUUUUUGUGCCAAAUAAUGGAUUGAUUAAUUUAAAUUCAUACAAUGCAAAAAUUUGAUUCGCAUGUAAAUACAAAAAUGUUUCCUCUUUGACA
Molecule: messenger RNA, 2120 nt
Organism: Perca fluviatilis (European perch)
Lineage: Eukaryota; Metazoa; Chordata; Actinopteri; Perciformes; Percidae
Product: cis-aconitate decarboxylase-like
Exons: 5
Coding region: 1-1500 (499 amino acids)
Molecular function (GO): lyase activity
Source: RefSeq, a predicted model, not a curated record